Rhododendron vialii is the source of this 2800-nucleotide messenger RNA. RefSeq names its product probable methyltransferase PMT11. Lineage: Eukaryota; Viridiplantae; Streptophyta; Magnoliopsida; Ericales; Ericaceae. Gene Ontology annotation, cellular component: endosome; trans-Golgi network; cytoplasm. The record is from RefSeq and is a predicted model, not a curated record. The transcript is spliced from 11 exons. The coding region runs from base 458 to 2467 and encodes 669 amino acids. Gene Ontology annotation, molecular function: methyltransferase activity.
GUGGCUCUUUUGUUGUUGCCGGUUGCCCUGUUCUUUCCCGGUUGCUCUGUCCAGCUCUGUUUUUGCUUCUCGGUCAAAUCAAUUUGUGUGUGUGUGUGUGUGUGUGUGGUUCUUUUAUUGUCUAGCUCUGUCCAAUUUUUUUCGUUUUGUGUUCUUGCCUUGCUCUUUCCCAUUGUACUUGGCUUAGCAAAUGAAAAAAAGAAGAGGAAUGAUGCUGAAUCUGUUUUAAUCCGACUGGACCCAAGAGCUAGACAAUAAUGGAGCUUAAAUCAUGGAGAUUGGUGGUGGGGAAAAGAUGCAUAUUAUUUCAUGAGGUGGACGAUUUUCCUUUUCAAUUGUCAAUGAUCUUUGAUAACUUCUUUUCAAGGCGUUUGAGAGAGGAAGACGAAUCAAACGAGGCCUACAUACAUAGUUUUGUAUAUACAAAGGGAGAUUAGAUUUGAGGCAGUAUCAAAGAAUGAAAGCCUUCUUCACCAACGGAGACUUCUUCAAAUCCUCCACGUUCAUAAAGAUCUCGGCUUUCCUCUUCAUAUCCCUCGCUUUCUUCUACUUCGGCAAGCACUGGUCCGAUGGCUACCAGCAGCUCAUCUUCUUCAACUCACGCCAAAACCCUCUCACCUCCUCCCAAACCACCCCCACCGUCUCUCUCUCCCCAAACCACAACAAAUCCUUUGACAUCUCCUCCCUCAUCGCCAACACCACUACCCAAACCCAAACCCUAGCUUCAAUUCCACCGCCGUCGGAUCCCGAACCGCUUCCCCCGCCUCCGCCGCCGGAAGUGCAGAGGUUUGGGAUCGUGGACGAGAAUGGGACGAUGACGGACAAUUUCGAAAUUGGGGACUUUGACCCGGGCAUUGCGGAGGAUUGGGGGAGUGAAAACACGACAGAGGCGGUGGAGGAGAGUAGGGCGGUGGUUAAGAAGUUUGGGCGGUGUAACGAGAGCAUGAGGGAGUAUAUACCAUGUUUGGACAAUGUGGAGGCGAUACGGGGGUUGGAGUCAACGGAGAGAGGGGAGAGGUUCGAGCGGCAUUGUCCGGAGAAAGGGAAGGGGUUGGACUGCUUGGUUCCGGCUCCUAAGGGUUAUAGAACCCCGAUCCCCUGGCCGAGAAGUCGUGAUGAGGUAUGGUUUAGCAAUGUUCCCCAUGCACGUCUAGUUGAAGAUAAGGGGGGUCAAAAUUGGAUUUCCAUUGAUAAAGACAAAUUCAAGUUUCCUGGAGGUGGUACACAGUUCAUACAUGGGGCAGAUCAGUAUUUGGAUCAGAUUUCGAAGAUGGUCCCUGAUAUAGCUUUUGGUCAGCAUACUCGAGUUGCCAUGGAUGUUGGUUGCGGUGUUGCGAGUUUUGGUGCGUAUCUAUUAUCACGGAAUGUGCUCACAAUGUCUGUAGCGCCGAAAGAUGUGCAUGAGAAUCAGGUUCAAUUCGCACUUGAGCGUGGAGUACCUGCAAUGGUGGCAGCUUUAGCAACGCGGCGGUUAUUGUAUCCGAGUCAGGCCUUUGACUUGAUACAUUGUUCUAGAUGUAGAAUUAACUGGACUCGUGAUGAUGGAAUCUUGCUGCUUGAGGUCAACAGGGUACUAAGGGCAGGAGGAUACUUUGCUUGGGCGGCACAACCUGUUUAUAAGCAUGAACCCCUCUUAGAAGAGCAAUGGGAAGAAAUGGUUAAUCUUACCAGUCGCCUUUGUUGGAAUCUUGUAAAGAAGGAGGGUUAUAUUGCAAUUUGGCAGAAGCCCUCUAACAACAGUUGCUAUUUAAGUCGCGAGGCAGGAACCCAACCUCCGCUGUGUGAUUCAGAGGAUGACCCAGACAAUGUUUGGUAUGUUGAUCUGAAGGCAUGUAUCACUCGACUACCUGAUGAUGGGGCCGGAUCAAAUGUUACCACAUGGCCUGCACGACUUCAUAAUCCUCCUGACAGACUCCAGAGCGUACAAAUGGAUGCGUACAUAUCAAGAAGAGAGCUCUUCAGUGCCGAAUCAAAAUACUGGAGUGAAAUAAUCGCAAGUUACGUUCGUGUGUUACAUUGGAAAAGCUACAAACUUAGAAAUGUGCUGGACAUGAGAGCCGGUUUUGGAGGAUUUGCAGCAGCAUUGAUAGAACAUCAACUUGAUUGCUGGGUUCUAAAUGUUGUUCCUGUUAGUGGCCCAAACACAUUACCUGUUAUCUAUGAUCGGGGGCUUCUAGGAGUUCUGCAUGACUGGUGUGAGCCAUUUGACACAUACCCAAGAACCUAUGAUCUAUUGCAUGCGGCUGGCCUCUUCUCUAUUGAGCGAAAAAGAUGCAAUGUCUCUAGCAUCAUGCUUGAAAUGGACCGGAUUCUAAGACCAGGUGGACACGUAUACAUCCGUGAUUCUGUUGGUGUAAUGGAUGAACUUCAAGAAAUUGGGAAGGCCAUGGGUUGGCAUGUUGCAUUGAGGGACACUUCUGAGGGGCCCCACGCAAGUUAUAGGAUCCUGACAUGUGAUAAACGCUAAUUACGGGUUUGAAGUGAAAGGAUGUGAAUCUCACCAAAAAUGGUGAGAUUUGGUGAGAAAGGGAUCGCUUUUCAUACUUCAUUAAGAGAUCGUAGUAUAGGACUAAGUGGGAAGAUUUCCCUAGUUGAAAUGUACUCUCCUGUUUCUUUCUUUCCUUUCUUUUGCUUUCGACGUUUAUAGAAGGUUUUCGUAGUUCUAAUGUUCUCUCCUGUUUCGUUUUUUCUGUUCUUCAUAUUUAGAUACGUUAGUCCUGUAAGUAAAAUUGAAUUGGUUGCCAAACGAAAUUACUUUUGUAACAAAACCAGACUAAUCAGAUUAGACACCUUCUUCUUA